CUCGCCGGCUCGGUGCGGCGGGCUCUGCGUCGUUAAAGUGGUUGUAGCGGUGGCGCUUUCACUUGCGGCCCAGUCUCGAGAGCGGUAGUGGUAGAGAGAAAACAGCCCUUCUUAAUUCUUGAUCAGCUGGCUAUAACAUAACAUCUCAUCACCAUGGCAGAAAUGUCUCCAGAGGAAAUUCAGAUGAGGGCCAACCAGGUCACUGAUGAGUCUUUGGAAAGCACAAGAAGGAUUCUUGGCUUGGCUGUUGAGUCCCAGGAUGUAGGAGUCAAGACUAUCACCAUGCUGGAUGAACAAGGAGAAAAGCUAAAUCGUAUAGAAGAAGGCAUGGACCAGAUAAACAAGGACAUGAGAGAAGCUGAGAAGACUUUGACAGAACUCAAUAAGUGUUGUGGUCUUUGUAUCUGUCCUUGUAAAAGGACAAAGAACUUUGAAUCUAGCAAGGCAUACAAAACAACCUGGGGUGAAAGUUCAGAGAAUGCAACAAAUAAUGUGGUAGCCAGGCAACCAAGAAGUGUAAAUCAGAAUCAACCACAGACAGCUGGAGGAGCAAGCGGGGGAUAUGUUACACGGAUAACGAAUGAUGCCAGAGAGGAUGAGAUGGAAGAAAAUCUGACUCAGGUGGGAACUAUCCUAGGGAAUCUAAAACACAUGGCUUUGGAUAUGGGCAAUGAGAUUGAUGCACAAAACAAGCAGAUAGACCGGAUAAAUGAGAAGGCGGAUACCAACAAAGAUCGCAUUGAGCAUGCCAAUGUCAGAGCCAAGAAACUCAUUGAUAGCUAAAGCCUGCUGCCAUUGUCCAAUAUCUUUCUCCAGCUGCAAGCCACCAUUUUCAUGGAUCUGUGAAACUUCCUGUAUCUCAGAAUAAAAAGGGCUGUGAAGAGUGAAAAAGAAGCUGCUUCAUUAGGGUUUCCCUCUUCUUGGCCUCUGUAUUCAGACUUGGCUUUGACUUCUCCAGCAAAGUUGCCAACCUAGCUCACUCUUAAUAGAGAAGAAUUGAUCCUGUUUUAAUCUAAUUUUAAUUCAGCCUGUGCAGGGCUUGCUUUCACAGCUUUUGGGUUUUUUGGCUUUGUUUUGCCUCCCCCCCCCCCGCUUUUUUUGGUUUUUAAUAUAUUCUUCAUCCUUUCCCCUGCACAAACUGUUCUAUUCAGUUUGGGGAAAAUGGUGGUGUAACAUGAGUUAACACUUGUGGAAAGGUUGGACAGGGCACUUCAUAUGCUUUAUGUUCCUUUGAAUUACCUCAGAGUUGUGUACCCUCACUAAAAUAAGGGCUUGAUUCUUAUGUCUGGUACUUCUUAAUUUAGCAGCUUUACAGGUGGUUGGUUUAACUUCCAAGCAAUUUAUGAAAGGCUUUGGGGGGCUAAGUUUGAACUACCAGAUGUAACAAGUUAUAGCCAAUGGCUACUACAUUUAGGUUGAGGGCUUUAAUACAUAUUUGUUUAAACACAAAUUUGUAAUGUUAAAUUAAAUUGGAGGGGUACACCAGCUUUAAUCCAUCACUUUACAUUAAGGAAAAAAUAAAUGGCAUGGUUAGCAACUUCUGCUGCAUUUUUUUCCUAAUAAUUGUAUCACACACUUUUUGAAGUAACCAUAAAGCUUUGGACAAAACUUCAAAAUGAAUAAAAAUAUCUGAGCUUACAAGAGACUUGAGUCUGAAUACAUAGUAGAGCAGAUAUCUUGUACUUGUAUAGAUCUGUGUCUAAUGUAAUCCAGUGCUAUAUCAAAAAUCUCAGUUGGGGUUUAUAUAAAGGUUUGUUCCCCUGCA
Molecule: messenger RNA, 1765 nt
Organism: Gavialis gangeticus (Gharial)
Lineage: Eukaryota; Metazoa; Chordata; Crocodylia; Gavialidae
Gene: SNAP23
Product: synaptosome associated protein 23
Exons: 8
Coding region: 154-783 (209 amino acids)
Biological process (GO): exocytosis; synaptic vesicle priming; synaptic vesicle fusion to presynaptic active zone membrane
Cellular component (GO): synaptobrevin 2-SNAP-25-syntaxin-1a-complexin I complex; plasma membrane
Molecular function (GO): syntaxin-1 binding; SNAP receptor activity
Source: RefSeq, a predicted model, not a curated record